AUGUUCCCGGGAGUUUUCUAUGCACUGCUGGCAGGUUUCCUCGGGGCUGUGGCGUCGUCGUCGGCCAAGCUGUCCCUCGGAGCCGACUAUCUGAAGGGAGUCUGCGAAACCGGACUCCGGACGUGGGGUGAGCAGCGGAAAUUUCGACAAGCGGACGAAACGACCGCCUGUGACCGGGUGAGAGCCGUCGUUAAAGUAGCGUAAAUUAUUAACACGGUGAGGAUGGCUGUUUGUGAAUAAUGCAGCGUGGAGCGUGCCUGCCUGCUAGCGGGGGUAGUCUCUCUCUCUCCCUCUCUUUCACACAGAGGAAGUUGGGGGGUUAUCCCCGCCCGCCUCUCUUCCCUGACUCCAUCAGCAUCAGCACCAUCAGGGGAGCCCAUGCUGCAGCUGCGCUCGCGUGCCGUGGACGCGUGCUUGAAUGACAUUGCAGCUCCAUGUCUUAUCGCGUGAUUUUUCCAAGCGUGUAACUUGUCUCACAGUUAAGGUGUUGAUGGCGAGGAGAGAGGAUGUGAUAUUAAGGGGGGUGUCAGGUUUCUGGUGGGUGACCUUCACUCUCCUCAAACGUCACACAGUGAUGUCAGAAACAUCUGCAGGCAGCCUGACACGAGGGAAACGUCAAACCGUGACCUUUAACGUGAAGGGUCAUUAGAAUAGCAAAUACGCAGGUGCAGGUAAAUGCAAAACAAGCAUGAAAGAUUUGACUGUGUAAUGAGAAUUUAAAUAUAAAGAGAAGUAGGAAGCUUUUUUUCCAUUUUAAAUCUGCAAAUGAUCUGCCAUGAACUACACUGACUUUAGUGCAAAUGUGUUACUUUAAAGGGAUAUUCUGGUGUAAAAUUAAUAUAGCAUGAAACACCGUAACACCGAGUUAGACACCCCCUAGAGAGAUGAAUGUUGUCGACCGCUUGCAACUUUAGUAAUGACCACAGGAUAGCAAUACACAGCAGUCUGAGGAGCCAUAAACAAACCUCAACCAAACGCCACUCUAUAGCCACAAAUAAUGCUCAGAACAACACCUAACUUCAUCAACAGUACAUAUAGGGUCCCAGCCAUAGUACUAGCCACCAAACAUCUUUUUAGCUUUGCCUGAUUUCUUUAACAAAGAGACUAAAAACAACUCACCUACUCUCUUCCAGCAGCCGCUUGUUUGUAGUGAGACCUCGGGCCAGUCCAUUAUGGAAAACAGUGGGGUGACGCAGCUCAAGGAAGAACAUUUAUGAUCAUUUUUCCAUCAUUUCCAUGAAGUAAUAAUCACCAUAUUAAUCAUUUUGCACUGCAGACGCAACAGUUCUUCUGCCUUAGCGCCUCAGUCUGAUUGCAUUUCCAUGAAGAAAUCAGCAUAAAUGUUCUUGCUUGAGCUGCGUCACCCCGCUGCAGUCAAUGGACUCGCCUGGAGGUCUCUACCAUACCUUGGCUCGUACUGCAAAAACAUUCACCCCAGCCAUAAUACAGAGUCAGACAGCUCUCUAAACUCCAGAGCAUGUUGCUUAAUCUUUUAUAUUAACGUUUGUUCAAUGACUUUUUCAAGCUCAAUGAUAAACAUUUUCUGUGCCUGACUUUGAUGUUCACUGUCGUGUAAAAAAAAAAAUGAUAACUAUAAUUUUGUCCUUGUUUUAUAAGCUGCAAUAUCCACUGUGACAUCUUACCCCAUGUAGUGAGACAACUUACCCGAUGGUGGGGCAACUUGUCACAUUUGAUUGCUUAUAACUGUACUGAGAAAAGAUAUAUAUCUAAGACUUUGGUCUUUCAUGUGGUAAACAUUUUGUUUACGUAUAAUGUAUUGAUUCCAAGUAAUAUAUAAGAGUGUAAAAAGUGUGACAACAAGCCCUGGUCUCCCCUACUAAUAUAAAUAAUAAACUCUUAAAGUGCUUUUCAGAACUGCGGUUACGAGGUGCUAUACAGGCAGACAUCAAAAUCGAAGAGGUAAAAAUAGCACAGUAGUGAGGAAAAGGCUCUACGAUAAAAAGCUGAUUUUAGUGCAAAUUUAAAGGAGGAUAUAGACUCAGCUGAUCUAAGAUCCUCAAGCAGGAAGUUCCAGAGCUUAUAGGCCAGAACAGCAAAAGCCCCAUCACCUCUGAACUCCAGCCAAGGUUCAGAAACAAUCAGGGAAUUCUUACCAGAGCAUCUCAAACAGCAAUUUGGUGUAUAAUAGUUCAAUGACACAGCCAUAAUGGAUAACCAGUUCGAAACAGAUGGGUUUUUAGGCAGGAUUUGAAAGUGGGAAGAGAGUCAGAUUCGCAGAUUGCUUGUCGUAGAGAGCCCAAGGAAAACAGAUUAGAGAGAGUUACAGUAAUCAAUAAGGAGGUAAACAAAGCAUUGACAAGAAUAGUGUCAUGUUUGGUGUGAGAGAUAAGUGGAGACAAUUGCUAUUACACAAGCGGAAAUAUGCAGACCUUACAUUAUUGAUGUGUGCUCCAAAGACGAGAGUGCUGUUGAGAAUGACACCCAGACACCAGACAUCCGACUUGGAGAGAGGGAGAAACUGUAGAGUUGUCUACAACAAGUCUGAAACCAUUUGUUUUAGCUUGAGUGGGUUUGAAACCAAUGAUGAGAGGCUGUUUUAGGCAGUUAUGACAGAUUUAACAUCAGGUAGACAAAGGACGAGGUUUGGCUUGAGGGGCUGAUAGUGUCAUCAGCAUAGUAAAGAAAACGAAUACCAGAUUUUCUGAGAACAUGACCUACAAGUGAGGCUGCAGCCAAUAAACAAAAGAGGACCCAGGAUAGACCCCUGGGGAACACCGAAGAGGGCUCUGAUCAGUAGUUUUUAAACAUAAUAAUGGUAUGAGGUGUGAUGAAUGAUGGAUAUGUUUCAUGCAAUAGCUGUCUUUACAACAUGCUAAUUCUCAAUCUAAAAUUAAUCCAUGAAAUUAAUCUAAGAGUAGCUGUUGGCAAAUUUAAGCUUCAUCUAACUGCAUCAUGAAGAUCGAGAAACACAGCCAUUAUACCUUGAGGUACCACCUAGUGAAAUGUAAGGAAGUGUUGCUUGUUUAACUGUGGCAACUUUCAGACCUUACCAAUGACACUGCAGCUACUUGUGCUGCCCUACUUCAAGGCCUCUGAGCUCAAGGGCUUUUGGUUAAACAGGCCCUUACAUAAAUAGUUAAAGAGUUCUUUACAUUUGCAUCAAAUUUGCUGUCUCUUUAUUUCAGCUGCAUAUCCCUCUGCGGCUGCUGUGUGGCGGACUACUUUUCACCUGCAAUGCUGUGAUGUGGACCUUUCUUGCCAAAGCACUCAGGUAUUCCUCUUCCUCCACCCGAACCACUGUGACCACCACCGCCUCCAACUUUAUAUCUUCUGUAAGUAACAGCCUCCUUUUUCCAGAUCUCUACAGUGUCUUUUUACAAUGUCGUAACCGUAUGCCUCCUAAGUGGAAUAUAGGUUAAUUUUACAGUAACCUUACACCCUUGUCUCCUUAUAUAAGCUGAUUAAUUUUAGAAAAUAGGCUGAACCACAUUCAGAAAUAACAUCUUGGACUGAUUUAGGAUUAUUAUGGGAUGACUACCUCAUAAACAAUGGAUCUCUAUUAGCUGUCGUUUAAGAGGCCACAUUAUCUGUUCUUCUCUGCAGGCUUUCCUGGGGCAGCUUAUCUUUGGUGAAGCCCAGAUAACAUUGUGGUGGGUUGGGAUCUCCUUGACCUUCUCCGGUUUGUUGGUACUGCAGAAGGUUUCACCGCAGGACGGACACCAGAACACAGCUGCUAAAGAUGAAUAA
This is a messenger RNA of Xyrichtys novacula (pearly razorfish), 3708 nucleotides long. The record is from the annotation of a GenBank genome assembly. Lineage: Eukaryota; Metazoa; Chordata; Actinopteri; Labriformes; Labridae.